AUGGAAGCAGCUGCGCUGGCUCCGUCACUGAAGAACAUAGCUCCACAGCAGGAGUAUCUACUGCAGGGUAGUAUUCUGGACACUCAUCGUGAUGUAUUACUGCACCGUUUACGGGGACUUUGUGACAACGCAGAGAGAAACUUUGAGGCAUUUUCUGACUAUGAAGCUGUAUACGUGUUGCGGAAUUCCAGCACGGCACAGCAGAGUCAGAAUCAGCAUGUCACAUUCAGAGUUCGUCAUGCCCUUGACCAUUCAGAUGCACCAGACCAUAUUAGGUAUCUGGGUCAAGCUGAACUGGGAGACAGGAGUAGGCACACUUUGGUGAGAGCCUGUCUGGAUGUUGCAUGUUCAAGUAAUGUCAGGGAUUUCCUUACAGAAAUGGGCUUUAGAAUAGACCAUGAUUAUGUAGUCAAGGGACAUUUCUUCCACAAGGGAAGAAUGAAAGUGACAGUAUACAAGAUAUUCAGACUGAUACAACCUAACAAGACAGACCCUCACAACCUUGAGCCUCUAGGGCAGUCACAUUUAGUGGAGUUGAGCGUGGUGGCGCCACUUGGGCAAGAACAGAUUGGUGAGGAUAUGAAGAACUUUGCAGAACAGUUAAAACCACUGGUGUUACUAGAAAAGUUUGAUCACAGAAAAAUUCAGUGA
Candidula unifasciata is the source of this 651-nucleotide messenger RNA. The record is from the annotation of a GenBank genome assembly. NCBI's taxonomy places the organism in Eukaryota, Metazoa, Mollusca, Gastropoda, Stylommatophora, Geomitridae.